Messenger RNA from Vicia faba (fava bean), 318 nucleotides. NCBI's taxonomy places the organism in Eukaryota, Viridiplantae, Streptophyta, Magnoliopsida, Fabales, Fabaceae. The record is from the annotation of a GenBank genome assembly.
AUGACAACCUUUUCAACUGAAUUCUUAUCACACACUCUCAAUUUCAGAAACCACCCAAACCGCACUUCUCGCCGUUCAAAUCCCAACACUAUCGUCACUUCCUCAACCCCGGGCAACACCAACAACCGAAGAACAAGAAUCAGGGUCAAUGAAACAAGGCCAAAACUUGAUCAAGAUUACGAUGAAGCUCUCAUUAGGUCAUUCAAAUCAGCUAAGUACAAUCGAGCUCUCCGCUUUCUUAAGCGCAUGGUUGACAGGGGUUAUAAACCUGAUGCCAUUCUCUACCAUUCUCUUCAUCAUCUUCCUCUCCAUCUUUGA